AACACAACCUCAGAAACAAGAGAACAAGAGACAGGGGGGCCUAACAUUAUUCAUAUUUCAUCCCUCCUGUCUUGAUUUCUCCGUUAUAAACAUGAUGAUGAUAGAUACCCAAUUCCCCUUGUUUAAUUAAUUGGGUCUUGUCUAAACUAAAAUAACAAGCCCAAGAAGAAGAAGAAACAAGCAAUGGAGAGCAUUUUAGCAGGAUGGCAGGUGACAAUUUUGUGUGGAAUUGCUUGUUGGAUAUAUGCUUCUUCUUUUCUUCAUCUUACGCAAAAGCUUCGAUCUUUAACACAACCUUGGGUUUUAGCCCGUGUACGCUCUGAUAUCCCCAUCAUUCUUGCCAUUCAGAGGUACCAAAAUGGAGCUCUGGAUGCUUUUUUCUCUGCCUUGUCUUGUUUUGUUUCUGUGCCUUUCUACACUGCUUUUCUUCCCUUACUCUUCUGGAGUGGACAUGGCAAAUUGGCUAGACAGAUGACACUUCUGAUGGCUUUUUGUGAUUACAUGGGAAAUUGUGUGAAGGAUUUAGUGUCAGCUCCUAGGCCAGAAUCUCCUCCUGUCAGAAGAGUAACGGCCACUGAAGAUGAGAAGGAAAAUGCAUUAGAAUAUGGAUUGCCUUCAUCGCACACUCUUAACACAGUCUGCUUAUCAGGGUAUCUAUUGCAUUAUGUUUUAUCAUACAUUCAGUGUAAAGAUGCUUCCAUCCAAAUUGCUGGUUUUGCAAUUGUUUUCUUGCUUGUUGGCCUCAUUGGCUGUGGAAGAAUCUACCUGGGGAUGCACAGCUUAAUCGAUGUUAUAGGCGGUCUUGGUUUUGGAUUGACAAUACUCACAUUUUGGCUUCUUGUUCAUGAAUACAUUGAUAGUUUUGUAGUUUCAGGACACAACGUCACAUCAUUUUGGUCUGCACUUACUUUCUUGUUGCUCUUUGCGUAUCCGAAACCUGAGAAUCCAACCCCCAGUUUUGAGUAUCAUACAGCAUUCAGUGGAGUGGCCUUGGGAAUUGUAGCUGGGGUCCAACAAACUUACCAUCAGUUUCACCACGAAAGUGUUCCACGCAUCUUUACCUCCCAGCUCUCAAUACCUUUGUAUGCGGGCAGAGUAGUUGUGGGUAUCUCUACUAUACUACUUGUCAAGUUCUGUAGCAAGACUAUAGCAAAAUGGACUCUUCCUAUAUCAGCAAAUGCCUUGGGCAUCCCAAUUCGAUCAACUAACUACAUCCCAGCUCUAGUUUAUUCACCAACAGGUAAAAAGCCUGCUGAAGCAAAACAGACAGGUUAUCUUCAAAAGCUUUUAUUUUUCGUCAAUCAGGAUUCAUUUGAUGUAGACACUGGUAUUAGACUCGUUCAAUAUGCUGGCCUUGCCUGGUCUGUGGUAGAUCUUGUUCCCUCCCUUUUCUCUCACCUAAGGUUGUAAUAGUUUAGGUAGUUAACUAGUUUUCUACUAUUUUGCUUGGUAGUUGGUAUAAUUAUGUCAACUUUCGAUUAUUGUAUUUGCUAGCAAACCUCUUUAGCUUGUAUAUAGUUUCGGUAUUUCUUACACAUAGAUGAGAAAAUGACAGUUUACGCUUCCUA
Molecule: messenger RNA, 1568 nt
Organism: Daucus carota subsp. sativus
Lineage: Eukaryota; Viridiplantae; Streptophyta; Magnoliopsida; Apiales; Apiaceae
Product: lipid phosphate phosphatase delta
Exons: 8
Coding region: 184-1410 (408 amino acids)
Cellular component (GO): endoplasmic reticulum membrane
Molecular function (GO): sphingosine-1-phosphate phosphatase activity
Source: RefSeq, a predicted model, not a curated record